CCUUUGCAACUAUAACAGCUUCAACUCUUCUGGGAAAUUUGGAACUCACUGAGUUCCUGAGAGCGAUUUCACAAAGCAGUCUCCAUGCCUAGGUGAUUGGUUUUAUAUACCUGUGAUGAAGAAAGUGAUUGGAACACCUGAAUUCAAUGAUUUGGAUGGUAUGAUGCCAUCAUUGACCCCACACAUAUCAGUACCACAGCCCGCCUAUUCCCAGGCCAGGGAGAAUCUGGUGAAAGCUAUCCCACCCAAGCUCCUCUGUCUACUGGCCUGUGGAGGUAAAGAUUGUCGCUAUGAAGGACCAGAGUGCUGGAAGUUAAACCAGCAAGUUAUUCAAGGCACUUUCUCCUCCUGGGUAACGGAUGAUAUAAUUGCCAUGGCAAGACCAUCCAGUUACCUAAUUGAGAAGUACAACAUCAUACAUCAAUUUCAAAGGUUAAACAUCAGAUCGAUCAUUAAUAUGCAGCUCCCAGGGGAGCAUGCUCACUGUGGACCUCCUCUGGACCCUGAAAGUGGUUUCACAUACUCUCCACAGACCUUCAUGGACAAUGACAUUUACUUUUACAACUUUGGGAUGCCAGAUUUUGGCGUGUCAUCUCUUGUUGGGUUAAUUGAUGCAGUGAAGGUUCUGGCCUUUGCGGUGAGGGAAGGAAGAGUGGCUGUGCACUGUCAUGCAGGCCUGGGCAGGACAGGUGUCCUGAUAGCCUGCUACUUAAUCUACACCCUGCGCAUCAGCCCCAGCGAGGCCGUCCACUUUGUGCGGAUUAAACGGCCUCGCUCUAUCCAAACCCGGGCACAGAUAAGCCAGGUGUUUGAUUUUGCUCGGCUGCUUGGCACACAGCUGGUUCAGUACCCAGACCUUAACCUGAGGCAUGGAGCCCCUUUCACCCUGCAGCACUAUCUAAACCGACAAGCACUGCUGCUGCAUGGCCAGGAGGCUCGCAAUCUCAGACAAACACCAAAGGUAGUGUACCUUGUGUGUGUGCGUCUCUCCUGCUUGGCUCUGGGUCUCCCUUCUCCUCCAGAGGUCUAUGCUGAAUUGGAGAAAAGGUCUACAAUUAGGGUCCUGAACAGUGCUGUAAGAGAGACUCUGGUGUCCAAACAUUAUUUGCCCUUGCUGAGAGGUCAUAGAGGCUCGUGGGUGGGCUCAGGGUCAGUGUCCUCCUGGGACGAUCCAUUAGGGUUUUUGGAGCGGAAGAGAGAGGUGCUGAUGGACAAACGCAGCUACAGUGACUCUGACCUGAGCAAAAUCACAGUAAAUGAGGGACUGGAGGUGAAUCCAUACUACACCACAGCACUUGGAGAUGAGAAACACUGGUGCGUACAGGAUCUCAUACGAGCUGAUCUCAGACCAGUUAGUCCGGUCUUUGGUGGUCUCUCAUCAGACUACCAGACCACCAAAAAGGAAACUCACAUACUCAAUAUCCCAAUGUCCAGCAUGAAAACAAGCAGCAGCUGUGCUAAGCGAUCAAAAUGCAAGGCUAAAAAAGCUCUUCCAAAAUACAACUCCAACAUAGAGCUGUGCAGAAAUCUCCAUAACCCAGGCCACACCUCGAUGGCUCGUCCUGUGGCGAAAGCAAUGGCAGAGCAAGGUCCUCCAGGAGAAACAGUUCUGCAAAGGUCGGCUCUGCUGCAGGAGGAACUGAACAGUAGUGAGUGUGGGUGGGCUUUACUGGUCACUGAAUCAGAUCCCCAUGUUCUCUGCUGCCUCUUGUGGACCUGGCUGGAGAAGUUAAGGGAGCCUGUUCUGAGUGCCGAGGAUAUAGAAAGGUUGAGUAUUGGAGCAAGUAACAGGAAUCCUCUCAGUGUGCUCAAGAAGCCACAGAGACACACCAUUUACUGUCUGCUGAGCUGUGUGAGCACAGUGACCAGCCUGUGUCCACACAGGGAGGAGGCAGUUCUUCACCGCCUGAUGCGAGCACUUACAAGGGUAAGACAGUGUGGAAGUUCACGCCCUCAAGUGGAAGUGGAAAGCCUUGCACCUUUAAUGAAAGUCCUGAAGGCCACUUUGAGAGAAACCUUCCAUAACUACAGAUACUUCACUAGAGCCUGCAGUACCAAUGCUACACUUUGAAGAGCAGAGUCCAUAUAAUAACAAAAACUGAUAACCAUGUUUUUUUUAUAGCAGUAUUUAAUCCUGGUUACUCAGUGUGAGCAAAAUCAGGAGGGAUCAUGACUUUUUUGACAAAUCACAGUAGGAAAAGUAGAGGUGCAGUUACAUCUAACUGCUUCAGUUGUAGGAUCCUGUCAGCGUUCUCUGUCACACUGUUAUGGCUUAGCCAACAAUGAAGCUGCACUUGUGUUUCUUUUCCCAAUAUGACAAAAUGGAAAGCCUGCUGUGGAAAAAUGCCUAUUAUAGUGUGGUGUUUGGGGUGCAUCUCGAGCAGAAUUUGACUUCUGAAGACCUCCCUUCCUCUUCAUAUCUCAUCUUUAUUAUCUUACCCUUUUUAAAAUAUCACAAUUUCACAAUAGAUGUGGGCCCAACAACAUGGCUAUCUCCUAAUAUUUUAAAUGUAACAAAUAAAGUGUCAGCUACACAAUCUAACAAGAACUAUAAACUGUCCCACUGUCACAGUCUAAAGUGUGUUAAUGUAGUUCAGUUUUAAGCGCUCUCUCUGACACUAUGAUUUUGUGUUUGUGAUGUAUUCUGCUGAUACCAUCACACACUUCGACAGUUCACUGAGGGCAAUUUAAAUGUACCGGUGUCUAAAAAAAAAAUGAGCUUAAGAUGAUUUCCAGUAGAGGACAUUAAUAUCAAGUCAUCUAUUUGUGUUUCAUUGGAUUCCAAUGAUUGAGACGCCUCCUUAUAUGAAGUCCUUGAAACAACAGUUACUAGGCAAAAAGUAAAAAAAAAAGUCAGGAGUGUACAGCUACGCCUACAACUUCAUCUGUGCCAUGGACUGGUCCUACAUAGAGUGCUGGAAAAGUGGUUAAACUUGAAAUAAAGUUAGAAUUCACUAAUAAUUUUUUAUUGCAACAAACAUUUUAUCGUUUAGUUUAGCCUUGAAUAACAUAUCAGGUACUACCGUUAGUCCAAAGAAGUUAAAUCCAAGCAGUGUGUCCACAGUUUGACCCUGUAGCUGAACAGUAUUUCAUACCUAAUAAAUCAUUUACAACAUCUGCA
Molecule: messenger RNA, 3121 nt
Organism: Archocentrus centrarchus (flier cichlid)
Lineage: Eukaryota; Metazoa; Chordata; Actinopteri; Cichliformes; Cichlidae
Product: protein tyrosine phosphatase domain-containing protein 1
Exons: 13
Coding region: 116-2071 (651 amino acids)
Biological process (GO): cilium assembly; protein dephosphorylation; signal transduction
Molecular function (GO): protein tyrosine phosphatase activity
Source: RefSeq, a predicted model, not a curated record